AAGGCGCGAUGAUAAUUGUAACAGUGAGAUAAAAAUUACGUAAUUUCAAUACGAACGCGUUGUUUCCAUGCUUGUGAUCGAGUUUCUCAAGUGGAUGUGAACAGAACCGUUGUUCUGAUAUAAUUUCAAGCGAGGAAAGCGACGAUCAUCCUGCGAAAGAAAGCGCAGUCAGAGAAUACCAGGAGACACGAGAGUUGGGAGAAGUAUAUAAAAUGUCGUUAACAACGUCCAAUUUUCGAAUUUUCUACUUCUCUCUGGGUGAAGUUUCUUCGAGUUUCGGGCAACAAGGGUAUUUUCAUUGAACGAAAGGAAGGAAAGGAACUGUUGACUUUUGAAAUUUGGAAAAUUUUGGAAAAGGAGAAACAGAAGUUUUACAGAAGUGUUUAAGGAACGGUGUUGUUCGACAGUGUUGAAAAUCCGAGAGAAAGAGAAAUGUCUGGAGGCGUGAAAAUAUUUUUAGCGUUAUUGCAGAUUUUUUUUUGCGGGUUGACGAUUUGCACAGCUCGCAUGGAAGAUGAACCACCGAUCAUUCAUUCGAUCCCUUUCGAAAACAAGACGAUAAAACUCGACGAGUACGAAAAUUUACCUGUGGUUGGAAAAUGUUGCCCCAUAGGAGAAGCUUUUGUGAUAAACGUAACUGGCAAAACGGUUUGCGCAGUCAUGAAUCCCUUCAUUAGCGAAAAUUUCUCUCCUAUUUUCUAUAAUUUUAAUGAUUCUGGUUAUCAAGUCCCCGGCGAGGUUCGAAGUCCAUUUGUCGCCAUUAUUGGAAAUCCCUGUAAAUACAAAAAAUACAUUUUAAAUUCGAACGAAGACGCGCAAGAUUUUCAUGUAUUAUUAACGAAUGGCUCGAUAUUUGCACCCGAACACGAGCCAAAAAUAUUGCAACCCGGAAUCGAUUAUUGCAUAGAAAUUAUUCCAGAGAUGGGAAUCAACACUUUCGUGUGUUUUCCUGAAGAUCGCGUAAUAAUAACCGCAGACUCUCGAAUUACGAUCUACGCUUGCGGCCUUUUAAUAUCCGUACCAUUCUUAAUUCUUACGAUCGCUGCGUAUUCUUUUACACCAGAGUUGAGAGACGUAUAUGGGAAAGCAGUGUGUCGUUAUUGCGGAUGUUUGGCUCUUGCUUUCGUCAUGUUGGUAAUCAUACAAUUAUGGAAUAUAGAAUUGUCGAACCAAACUUGUACAAAUAUAGCAUUCAUUAUCCAAUUCUCCUUCGUCGCGUGCUUUUUCUGGCUAAAUGCGAUGUGCAUUGAAAUGUGGUUAUUAGUGCGUUUCUACGUCGGUAAAUGUAGGAACAGAGAAAACUGCAAAAGGACAGAAUCAAGAACGUUAUUCUUUUGGUACUCUUUAUGGUGUUGGGGUCCCUCGGUGAUACUUAUCCUUGUCUCAAUGAUCAUGGAUCUUAAUCCGAUGAUACCUGCGACUUACGUGAAGAAUUCCGGCAAGGAAAGUUGUUCGUUCAAAGCUGAAGACGAAGCGAUACCAUAUUUUUAUAUACCAAUUGGAUUGCUUCUUCUCGGGAAUGUGAUUCUUUUUAUUUUAACUUUCAUCAAAUUGACUAAAUAUCAAAGGGAACUUGACUUGAGACGUCUCAGAAGAAACGAACCAGUGGAUCAAAACGAUCGAAGGACCCUUCGAUAUUUAAUGAGAACCGCAUUUGUCUGCAUGCUAAUUUUUUUCUUGAUGAGCCUCAAUUGGACGAUGGAAUUAAUAUCCUGGUACAUCGAUGGAGAUUCCUUCGAUUGGUCCUCUUUCGACCUCGUAAACGCUCUUCAAGGUGUUCUUAUUUUUGGUUUGUUCGUGCUACGAAGGCCACCAAGAGACUUUAUAUGGAAUAGAAUACAAAAAUUUCGAGGUAUUAAUGAAAUACCAGAACGAGAAAUUGGAAGCAUGGAAUUGGGUCUGCUUCAGAUGAUGAAUGGUGAUCCUGUGCCUAGAUAG
Apis florea (little honeybee) is the source of this 1938-nucleotide messenger RNA. RefSeq names its product G protein-coupled receptor Mth2. NCBI's taxonomy places the organism in Eukaryota, Metazoa, Arthropoda, Insecta, Hymenoptera, Apidae. Gene Ontology annotation, molecular function: G protein-coupled receptor activity. Gene Ontology annotation, cellular component: membrane. The record is from RefSeq and is a predicted model, not a curated record. Gene Ontology annotation, biological process: G protein-coupled receptor signaling pathway; cell surface receptor signaling pathway.